GAGAGGCAGAGAGAGAGAGAGAAUCCUAAUCCUCCCUCUCAGUGAAGAGCCUGAGGCAAGACUCGAUCUCAGGAACCAUGAGAUCAUGACCUGAGCUGAAAUCAAGAAUUGGUCACUUGGGCACUAGGCGGAGGCCACUGCACAGAUCGGACUUCGCUUGCUUGUGCACCUCCUUUGCAACUAUGACUGACAAACCUGAUAUGGCUGAGAUUGAGAAAUUUGAUAAGUCUAAACUGAAGAAGACAGAAACGCAAGAGAAAAAUCCACUGCCUUCAAAAGAAACGAUUGAACAGGAGAAGCAAGCAGGCAAAUCGUAAUGAGGCAUGCGCCACCAGUAUGCACUGCACAUUCCACAAGCAUUGCCUUCUUAUUUUACUUCUUUUAGCUGUUUAACUCUGUAAGAUGCAGGGAGGUUGGAUCAAGUUUAAAUGACUGUGCUGCCCCUUGCCACAUUGAGAACUACUGACAAACAAAGGCGCCUACCUCUCCCAUGUGCUUGUCUGACUGGCAGCAAAGGAAAAGAACUUGCAUGUUGGUGAAGGAAGAAGCUGGGUGGGAGGACCAGAGAAAUCUAAAAAACAAGCUGGUUCAAGGUGUCCUACAGUCUGUAAAAUGCAGUUUAAUCAGAGUGCCAUUUUUUUGUUCAAAUGAUUUUAAUUAUUGGAAUGCACAAUUUUUUUUAGUAUGCGAAUAAAAAGUUUUAAAACCUG
This is a messenger RNA of Felis catus (domestic cat), 710 nucleotides long. RefSeq names its product thymosin beta-4-like. NCBI's taxonomy places the organism in Eukaryota, Metazoa, Chordata, Mammalia, Carnivora, Felidae. Gene Ontology annotation, biological process: actin filament organization; regulation of cell migration. Gene Ontology annotation, cellular component: cytoplasm. The record is from RefSeq and is a predicted model, not a curated record. The coding region runs from base 183 to 317 and encodes 44 amino acids. Gene Ontology annotation, molecular function: actin monomer binding. The transcript has a single exon.